CGCGCGCAUUUGCGGCUCAUUUCGUAUUGGAGAACGCGGUGCGCGCCUGGCUCGCAGCCACCAACCAGGAGUCCUUUUGAAUGAGGUUCCAAAUUUAAAUUUUCGUACGCACAUAUAGUACAUCAGUGGCUUGAUAUAAUUGCGUUGUGUUCAUUUUUUUUUUAAUUUUAUAAUUGUGUUUAGUGUAAGAACUUUUUGUGGAAUUAUUUGAAAAUGAAUGGUCCCGCAUCAAGUUACAACAUGUCUAUUGUAGAUUCGUACAAACGGUUCAUGGAGAGAAACAGUGAUCCUCGAACGGAAAACUGGUGGCUGAUGUCCGGCCCUGGUCCCCUGAUCACACUUCUCGCAACAUACUUAUACUUCUGUACUUCAGUUGGCCCUCGAUACAUGAGGGAUCGGAAGCCUUAUUCCUUGAAGAAUACCAUUGUUUUUUACAACAUUUCACAAAUAUUGUUAAGCAUAUUUUUGGUCUAUGAGGGUUUAGCUUCCGGUUGGUGGAAUGACUACAACUACUCCUGUCAACCAGUGGAUUAUUCAGAUAGCCCAAAAGCUCAACGAAUGGCAGCAGCUGUCUGGUGGUACUUCUUUGCAAAGAUAGUUGAAUUACUGGAUACAAUAUUCUUCGUACUAAGAAAAAAGAAUAAACAGAUAUCAUUUUUGCACCUUUACCAUCACACAAUGAUGCCAAUUUGCGCUUGGAUCGGCGUCAAAUUCCUACCAGGUGGUCACGGAACCCUUCUUGGUGUAAUCAACUCCUUCAUUCAUAUCAUCAUGUACACUUACUAUCUUAUAUCGGGUCUUGGUCCUCAAUACCAGAAGUACAUUUGGUGGAAGAAGCACCUCACCACCAUGCAACUGAUUCAAUUCAUGAUUAUAUUCUAUCAUAACUUCAGCGUUAUGUUCGAUGAAUGUAAUUAUCCAAAGUUCAUCAACUUCCUACUGUCUCUCAACGCGGGCUUGUUCCUAUACAUGUUCGGUAACUUUUACUACCGAAGCUACGUCAAAGGAAGUAAUCAAGAAAAGUGUAUAGAUGAUUCAAGUACCACUAGGAUAGUUGAAAAUAAGUCAAAGGAUUGUUAGCGAAUAACGUGCUCAAAUAAUUUAAUGUUAUUUUUUAAUGUGAUUUUAUGUUAUUAUAUUUUAAAUAGAUUUAAGCAAUUCAGACGUGGUGACUGAUAUUCAUAUCAAAUAGGUAAAGGUUCUUGGCAAUAUUCCAAAUGUUUUUUAUUACGUCAUCAUUGAUUGAAAUUGUUGAGUUUUAAGUAUUAUGGAUUUCAAUAUUUUUUAAAGUGUUAAAGUUUGUUUUUUUUUUUGUUACCAUUCAGAUGAGUGACAUAUAUUUGUUAUAAGCGUAAAAUAACAAAAUUUUCUGAACAAAAAUUUUAUCAUAUAAAUGUAAGUUAUAAAAAUAAUGUAUGAUUCAGGACUCCGAUAAUGUAAGUUUGCUACAAGAAUAUGAUAAAUGGUUGUUUUAGUUUAAGGUAAUCCUGCCAUUUUAGUUACAGACAACACCACUCAUCUAUAUGGUUUUUAAAGUUACAAAUAUUUUAAAGGAUAAUUUCGCAGUUUGCGCGUGAAAAUUGAUUAUAUUUCUAUAUCACAUAAAAUAUCUAGUUUUUCUAAAGAUUUUGAUAUAAAUUGUUCUAUAAAGUGCAAUCUUAAACAAUAAUAAAUAGUUUUAAGGCUUAGAUCGUGUUAGAUAAAAUUAUUAAAAAUAAAUAAAUCAUUAAAUAAAUCAUCUGACGACCACAAGUAAUUCUGGCUUAGGUUCAGUCAUAACAUUAGAUUUAUUACGAAUUCGAUUAAAACGAUUUUACGAAUGAAUUUAUUCAUAUAUUUUUAUUUAUAAAAAUAUGAGAGAAACACUAUUUAUUUUCAUAAAAAUUAAAUUUCAAACAAUAUGCAAAAUUAUCAUCGAAAAUAUUUAUAACCAAGUUACACACAUUGAGGAUUUAACUUUUGCUUCAUAAAACAUGCGAAAAAUUUUAAUGAUCGUCGUUUUAAAGCGCAAAACAAAAUCCGUGCAGUACCAUGAGAAAAUAUAAUUGUGCACGCUUUAAAACGCGCAAACUUUCAGCAGAGAAACAUAAAGUGAGAGUUGUAUGCACAUAGUCGUGUUUCUAGGCAAAUCCGCGAAUAUACGCGAUAUACGAGACAUUGAAUGAAUCUUUAUUUAAUUAAUGUUAUCAUCUUACGUCAAAUAAUUUCUUG
Vanessa atalanta (red admiral) is the source of this 2211-nucleotide messenger RNA. Its product is annotated as elongation of very long chain fatty acids protein AAEL008004-like. The coding region runs from base 214 to 1080 and encodes 288 amino acids. Gene Ontology annotation, cellular component: endoplasmic reticulum membrane. The transcript is spliced from 7 exons. Gene Ontology annotation, molecular function: fatty acid elongase activity. NCBI's taxonomy places the organism in Eukaryota, Metazoa, Arthropoda, Insecta, Lepidoptera, Nymphalidae. The record is from RefSeq and is a predicted model, not a curated record. Gene Ontology annotation, biological process: sphingolipid biosynthetic process; fatty acid elongation, saturated fatty acid; very long-chain fatty acid biosynthetic process.